ACAUCGAAACGGUUGCGUUUGGCGUUGGGGCUGGCCGCUGUAAGCCUGCAACACGGUUUAUUUGUCCGUGUUUAUUUAGUGGCUUCUACAUUUUUACAUACUAUCAUGCAGAUUGAGGAAGUUUAUAACUUUACUCAAGAUGAUCUCUUGACUGAGGAUAUUUUGAUACUUGACACACAGACCGAAGUGUUUGUUUGGAUUGGUCAGUCAGUAGACGCCAAAGAGAAGCAAAAUGCUUUUGAGAUUGGCCAGAAAUAUGUGCACUUGGCCACUUCUCUUGAGGGAUUGUCUCCAAAAGUUCCAUUAUAUAAAGUCACAAAAGGAAAUGAGCCUUGCUUCUUCACAACAUUCUUUUCAUGGGAUCCUGCAAAGGCGACAGUAUCUGGAAACUCAUUUCAGAAGAAGGUAGCAUUACUCUUUGGUGCAAGCCAUGCUGUAGAGGAGAAGUCCAAUGGGAACCAACGGGGUCACACUCAAAGGGCUUCAGCAUUAGCUGCCUUAUCUUCGGCAUUUAAUCCAUCCUCCACAAAAUCAACCUCUACAGCUCAGGAUAGAUCCAAUGGAAAUCAGGGACCAACCCAAAGAGCUUCAGCUUUAGCUGCUUUAUCUUCAGCAUUUGGUUCUUCAUCAGCAACAAAACCAAUUUCCCCUCCUCUGAGGCCAGUUAGUCAGGGAUCACAAAGAGCAGCAGCGGUAGCAGCCCUUUCAUCUGUUCUUACUGCUGAAAAGAAGCAAUCACCCGGUGGCUCCCCCUCCAGAUCACUGAAUAGCAGCCCCCUUGCGCAAGCUAGCCCAGCAGCCGAGGAUUCUCAAGAGGCUGCUGAAGUCAAGGAGACAGACGAAGUUGCUCCUGAACCCACUGGGGAAAAUUCAGAACAAAUGCCAGAGGCAGAGCAGAAUGAGAAUGAGAGUGGAGGCAAUCAAAUUACAUUCAGUUAUGAACAACUGAAAUCCAAAUCUGAGAAUCCAGUAACUGGGAUUGAUUUUAAACGCAGAGAGGCAUAUCUGUCAGAAGAGGAGUUUGAGACAGUGUUUGGAAUGACAAAAGAAGCAUUCUAUAACCUGCCAAGAUGGAAGCAAGACUUAACAAAGAAGAAAUUUGAUCUGUUCUAGAGACCAAGCUCGAUCAUUUGCCUGCUUCCUCCACGUUCUGACUACCAAUACCUCAUUUCAUUCUCUGUGCCUGAAACUCAUGGUCUCAUUGGUACACUCCAUACAUAUAUUGCCAUGGUCUAUUUGCCAUUCUUAUGAACUUAGCUAUAGCUUUGGUGUUGAUAUCGGAAUUUGAUUGUGAUGCAUCGUGACAUGAAGAGUGAUUCUCCAUUUCUUUUUCCUGGUAAUGAUCACAUUAGUUUGUAGUUGCAAAAUACAGACAGGAAGACAAAAUUCUUUUAUUUGGUUGGUAAUUGUUAUGUAUCCUCUCAUCUUGUGGUUAUUUCAUGUUUUGAUUUUGUUAAAAGAAGGUGGUGUAUAUUGUCUUUGC
Rubroshorea leprosula is the source of this 1483-nucleotide messenger RNA. The record is from the annotation of a GenBank genome assembly. NCBI's taxonomy places the organism in Eukaryota, Viridiplantae, Streptophyta, Magnoliopsida, Malvales, Dipterocarpaceae.